Molecule: messenger RNA, 1233 nt
Organism: Alternaria burnsii
Lineage: Eukaryota; Fungi; Ascomycota; Dothideomycetes; Pleosporales; Pleosporaceae
Exons: 3
Coding region: 1-1233 (410 amino acids)
Source: RefSeq, a predicted model, not a curated record
AUGUUCACGCCACUGGUCUUGCGGCGCAACUUCUCCCUCUCUAGUCGGCUAUCGCAUUCGCGCAUAAUUCGACAAGCGGCACGCGAUGGUCAUGGGAGUGCCAUAAUACAGCGAGUGCGUAUACGGCGACCAUUCCUUAGCAAGUCACGUCUAGUCGGUGCUGUCGCCAUCGGAGUGGCCACGUACGGCCUCGGACAAUAUGUCGGCAUAACAGUCGAAGUGGAAGAGGUAAAAGAGGGGGAAAGGGCUUCCAGGCCUGGGCAAGAUGGGUGGACAACAGUCGGGCCUGAAGACGACGAGGACGAGGAUGACGAGUAUGACGACGCGUUACUAUUCCUACCAACCGGACUCUCAAGACCACGACCGAAGAAAUUUUGGAAAGGCUCAGACCCCGAGUGGCAAGAGUUCAAGAAGAUCGCAACGGACCGCCCAAGGGUUGACAAGAUACGAGGAGAACUAGUUCUUAUGACACGCCAGACCUUCGCCCAGAGCCCCCUAUUCGUCGCCAAAGCCGGCAAAAUCGACUUACACAAAGGGAAAACGUGGGUUGAGUUCAAGUUCCCCGAUACCAUGCCAGACGAGUACGAGCGCCCUGGUAUCGAACUGACCGAAGACCUGGAGUGGCGAAGGGCAACCCGGCCGGUCGAACCCUCGCAUCAUCUUCGCUUGGAAAGAAUAUUGUAUCCUAAAGAAGCAGCGAAAGCGCUCUAUCAAGACACAACGAAGAAAGCUGGCAGGGCAUGGAAAGACUUUAACAUCUACAUGGGAUGGUCGCAAGAAUCGCAAACAGAAGCUGUCCAGCAGCUCGUCAAGCGCAUAUCUGCGAACCCACAGUCAACUCUGAACAAAACGACGAGCAUAAACUCAGGACCCUUUUCGACAUCCGCGAAAGACACUGAACAACCAGGCACCACACCGUCAUCAGCAGCCCCCGUUGAUGGUCCGGCCAAGGACCUCAAUGGUAUUCUCCUUCCUGAUCCCAAAAAACUUAUGCUGGACCUGACACAAUUCCGCACCGACGUGCGCAAGGCCUCGAAUACCGCAACCACACCGGUGGUCAUUCCACGUGGUGGCUUCUGGGUGCUCGGUCUCAUUGAGAUUUAUGGCGAACGAGCAAAGCUAACGCUAAACGUUCAUGCCGUUUAUGACCCUAAACAAGAACGUUAUGUCAGUAUACGAGCCGUGCCGUUCAAUUUUACCGAACUGAGACAACGUCCGAAAGGUGGACCGUAG